Molecule: messenger RNA, 1068 nt
Organism: Laccaria bicolor S238N-H82
Lineage: Eukaryota; Fungi; Basidiomycota; Agaricomycetes; Agaricales; Hydnangiaceae
Exons: 3
Coding region: 1-1068 (355 amino acids)
Source: RefSeq, a predicted model, not a curated record
AUGGAGUCAGCCAGCUCAUCCCGCAAACGACCCCGCGAGAACGAAAGUGAGAGCCAAAGAGUCAAGCGCGAAAAGGCGGCAGCCCGCCAGCGGAAAAAGCGGGAAAAGGACAGGAAUCAGGCUGGGAUGGGGUUGAUGGCCUUUACGCACGACGAGCAGGAUCUACAGCAGCAGCAGCAACAACAACAACAAGAAUUGCACCACCACCACCAACAACAACAACAACACCACCAUCAGCACCACCUCCAGCAGCAGCAGGACCAGCUCUCCUUACCCCCCUCCCCCGGCUCCAUGUCCGUCUCGGUAUCCGCGUACCAGCAACAGCAACAGCAGGUACAAGAACCGGCCCCGUUGACUCCGGACGAACAAGCCCGCAGGGACCGUGUGCGCGCCGCUGCUCGCAUACGGCAGCGAAAACACCGGUUGAUGGUCAAACAGCGGAAAAUGCGCGAGUUGGGGCUGGACAUGGGGAACGAAAUUAUGCCGGGGAUGGAGGAGGUGCAUUAUAGAGCUGCGCCGGAUGGGCAGUAUCAUCAGGUUAUGCCGCAUGAGCUUCAGCAGCAGCAGCAGGGGGGACAAGGGCCGCAAGGACAAGGACCGCCGGGGCAGCACAUGCAGCAGCAGCAGAUUGAACCCCCAUUCCCGCAAGGUGCGGUUCUUGGAGGCCAGACCUUCGCCUCGACUUUACUCCUUUCUUUUUCGUGUGCCCCGUUGCUGAAACAGCACCUCCUCCGUACGCUCGCCAUGUCGAAUGAAGAGCUUACCUCGCUCGAACCUAUCAUUGCGGAGGCUUGGGAUCGAUGGGACCACCAACGCCGCCUCCACUACGCAGAACAAGCCGCAAAAGGUAACGCCCAAGGCAUCCCCGGCGGGCCCUCUGCCUUCCCCGUCCCCGUGGACAUGUCCCAGCACCCCCCACCCUUCCCUCACCCCAACGGCCCCGGGCCCGCCGAUACCAACGCCAACGACUUUCGGGCACGCUUCCAGCGGAGUGUAGCUGGUCCAAUCGCUUUUCGCGGGGGCGGCUACGCCCACGAGUACGACUGCGAGCACGGCGGACCCGAUUGA